ACACGUGCGCGGAGGACGCGCCUGUGACUGGGGAGGAGGCGGCGGCGGGAGGGGGCGCUGGAGCGGGAGAGGGGGCACCCACUUCCUCCUGCUCGCCGGCUCCCUGGCCUGGGACGGUCCCGGCGCCCUCGCACCCGCCCCCGGCACGGCCACCCUCCCUCUCCUCUCCCCAACCCCCCCCCCACGGGCGCCCGCCCUCGCCCGGCGCCGCCGGUCCGUUCGGCCCUCCGGGCCCCCUCUCCAGCCGGCCCCCCCACCUCCCCCCGGAGCCAGGCGGGUUUCGGAAAUGCCCUUACAGCAGCAGGCAAAGCGCAGGCUGGAGCUAGGAGAAAGCGGUCAGCAGUACCUCUCAGAUGGUUUAAAAACCCCCAAGGGCAAAGGCAGAGCUGCGCUCCGAAGUCCAGAUAGUCCAAAAACUCCAAAAUCUCCCUCAGAAAAAACACGGUAUGAUACGUCACUUGGUCUGCUCACCAAGAAGUUCAUUCAGCUACUGAGCCAGUCACCGGAUGGGGUCUUGGAUUUGAACAAGGCGGCAGAGGUGCUGAAGGUGCAAAAGAGAAGGAUUUAUGACAUCACCAAUGUCCUGGAAGGCAUCCACCUCAUUAAGAAGAAGUCUAAGAACAACGUGCAGUGGAUGGGCUGCAGUCUGUCUGAGGACGGGGGCAUGCUGGCCCAGUGUCAAGGCCUGUCAAAAGAAGUGACCGAGCUCAGUCAGGAAGAGAAGAAAUUAGAUGAACUGAUCCAAAGCUGCACCCUGGACCUCAAACUGUUAACCGAGGAUUCAGAGAAUCAAAGGUUAGCUUAUGUUACAUAUCAAGAUAUUCGAAAAAUUAGUGGCCUUAAAGACCAAACUGUUAUAGUUGUGAAAGCCCCUCCAGAAACAAGACUUGAAGUGCCUGACCCAAUAGAGAGCCUGCAAAUACAUUUGGCAAGUACCCAAGGACCCAUUGAGGUUUAUUUGUGUCCAGAAGAGACUGAAACACACAGUCCGAUGAAAACAAACAACCAAGACCACAAUGGGAAUAUCCCUAAACCCACUUCCAAAGACUUGGCUUCAACCAACUCAGGACAUAGUGAUUGCUCGAUCUCUAUGGCAAACCUUUCUCCUCUGGCCUCCCCAGCCAACCUUUUACAGCAGACUGAGGACCAAAUUCCUUCCAACCUAGAAGGACCAUUUGUGAACUUACUGCCUCCCCUGCUCCAAGAAGACUAUCUGCUAAGCCUUGGGGAGGAAGAAGGCAUCAGUGAUCUCUUUGACGCUUAUGAUUUGGAAAAGCUCCCGCUGGUGGAAGACUUUAUGUGUAGUUGAUUAUGCUUUGUGUGAACUCCCCUUAUAAACCAAUAUUUUUUUAUUAUGGAACCAGAACAUCUGUCAUGCAGUGUUGUCCCUUCCUACCUUCUUCCUCCAAGAUAGUAUCAUGAAGUAAACGACGAACUUCAGAACAAAGCUGACAUUUUAAUGAAUUAAAAAAAAAAAUUGUCUAAACGCACAGUCGCAGGCUCCCUUGGGAAAGCCCUGCUUUGCCCCAGGCUCCAAAAUCUCCUGGAUGAGUCGGCAAGUGAGAAAAUGUGCAAUCAGGUGUCUCUCACCCGUCCUUUUCCUCCCUCCCUCCCCGACUGGCUUGCUGUGCCUGACGGAUGGGCUGUAGAAUGGGGUCUGGCCACCCGGCCCACUCGAAAACAGCAAUCUUCCUUAAUAGCAUUUCAAGCCGUGCCUUCUCCACAGAAUGCAUGUCUUUGGGGUCUGCUAAUAUGGAAUGGAACUGCAGGAACUGUAAACUUGAAGUCAUGCAAAAGUAUGAAAUGGAUUUCUUCAGCUCUUCUUAGGAAUAUUUAAAUUACUGUCAUAAUUCAGUUUAAGCUAUGGACCGUGUGUCCCACUAGGAGGUCAAGAGAUCCUCCACAGCCUUUCGGAUGAAGAAACUUUUCAAAUAUUUGUUGCAGAUACAGAAGAAUAGUCAAGUUCUGCCCCUCUAAGCUGUUGUGGAUUUUCCUGUCUCCAUAAACCACUCCCACUCCCCUGCCCACAACGUAUUUGUAAGUUUAAAGUUGAUUUGUAGCAAAUGCCUACUUAGGAGUUCUUUGUGGAUUGUUUUAGAUUUUUCUUUUUAAGCUGCCAUUUAAGCAUUCCUGUGGCACCCAUCACCAUUUCAAUUGAAUUGUUUACUUUGAAGCGGUUUUUGCUAAUUCAAAUUAUUUAAGCAGAGGUAGAGAACCUCUACUGAUCAGAGCAUCUAAAUGUGUGUGAUCUAAGGUUUAACAGCCUCUGCAAGAAGCUUUGCCCCAUCUUGCUUCCUUUCCCAGGAGGGGGCGCUGGAGCGAGUGGCGCUCGCUGAUAGGGGUGGCCCCUUUGGAAAGAGAACCAGGUCAGAGGACACAGCAGCCCCAAGGAGCAGCAGGCGUGCAUCCCUCCGUCCUUGGGCUCCCCGGGCCCCUGCCACCGGGGAAAGGGCUCUCUUAUACUGCACUCAGGGAGACCACUUCUCAGGAUGGGGUCAGAUGGAGAGGCCUCUGGGGAGAGAGACAUCCCCCGUUGUGUGAGUAGCAUUCUAUCAGUGGCAUUUACUUCAGCUGGUGAGAACAGGGCAUCUCCCACUUAACUCUGCAAGAAUGGUGUCCCAAGUUGGAGGCUUCGUGUCAGCUGCAAAUCCUACCAGUUCUGUCCAAGAAUGGCUUUCCCAUUGGCCAGGGGAGAGAUGGCCAUCUCCCCCUGGGAAUGCAGCAGAGUACCUCAAAUCCAUUCUUUGGAUGCUAAACACUGUGGGAAUGAGGGAGUCAUCUAAAAAAAAAACAAACCUCAAAACAAAGAACAGUGAAAUUGAAAUGCUAUGUGCCGGACAUGGUGGUGGGCACAUAGUAGGCACUCGAUUCAUAUGUUUAAUUACAUGGAAAAUAGAUCCCUUAGGAAAAACACAAAACAAAAAACCACGAAAGCCCCAGCCAGUUUACUCUAGGUAGAUUUCCACAAUAUGCAAAGUGGUGGUGGGGUCAAAACAGAUGACACCAGCACUUUAAACUCUUUGUGUAGGUAUGCGUGGGUGUAUGUUUGAGAAGAAAAACAAAGGUGCAGAUUAUCCUCCUUCUUCUUCGGCCUCCAGCCCCACCCUCCUCCCCUCACACACACUGGACUUGGUCCUAGAUGAAGCAUUGGGGUGGGGGAGGGAGGGGGAGCUUUGUGUCAAGUGCCUACUGGAAACGCACUGUGGGGUUUUUUCCUGUAUGGGAAACCAUUUAUGCCAAGCUUUUCCCCAUGUCCCGUAUUUAUCUCAUCUGGUUAGCUGCCUCUGCUUCCAGCUUUGUGUAAUUCUCUUUGCCAGCUGCACAAAGCUGAUUUUUUUCCAAAGUCUAAAGACUGAGCUCACCUAGCUAGGUGGUUGUGUGUUUGGUUGAGUUUCUCGUUAAACUUUUUUCGUAACGUGAUGCCAUAUUUAUUGUUUAAAAAUGAAAGGAAUCCUAAUAAGUCUUAAAAGUUCCUUCACGCAUAAGGUUUUCCCAGUUAAUGGGCUUAACUGGUGUACAUUAAUCAAACGUCCAUACUGUGUUCUGUUUGCAUUAGUCCUUUUCUUUUUGACAUAGUAUCCGGCACACAAAGUGGGUUAGUACUACAGUAUUUGUGUUACUUUAAGUACUGAGUAUGCAGGUUUCCUGGUACCAUUGAGUUGCUGCUAUUAAAGCUCACACAUGAAAUGGCUAAAAGUUACAAGUGUGCGAAUUAUGACUGAGUGAGCCUUAGAAAGUAAACUGUAUAAAGAGCAACACGAGCUGUCAAACAGUGUUAGGUGUGUGUUUAUAUGUACAGAUUUGUGUGUAGCAAUCAUUUUAUUUAAGUUGAUACGCAGUCUACUUGUAUUUUCAUUAUCUAGCAAUUUUGUACAAAAAUAGCAAUUAAUUUGUAAACACUGCCAGAAUAUUUUCUAGCUGGUUUGUAAUUUUUUAAGAGUGUUAUCUUGUUUUUGUUGUUGCUGUUGUUGUUGUGGUGGUUCUUGUGUUCAUUUUUGUUGUCAGUGUAGAUCUGUAAAUACAAUUGCAGUAUUUAACGCUUUAGCUUUCAGGAAAAAGAAAGAACUCAGUGUGUGCAUGACAACUUGUGUGUACAAGAGGAGGGAUUUGAAGGAAGAUGCCUUGCAGAGUGAGUCGGGUGGCAACUGUCAGAUUGUGGAAAUUUCUUUUCCUAUGGGGUACGUGAUUUUGUCAAAAGGAAGUAUUUCUCCCAAAGUUGGGAGUAGGCAAACUACUAAUCAGUUUAGCUUUGUGUUGUACGCUAGUUUAAAAAAGAAAAUAUGUAAUAUAAUGUAAAAAAAAAAAAAGCUUUUAUGAUGGAUUUUGUAAAUAGAUUUGUUACAGGGUAACCUGUUCUCUAGCUGUGAUCUUACCACUUCAAAUGGGUGUAAUUUGAAUAAAUUUUGUAUGGUAAAGGAUCAAUAAAAUGAUUUUUUUUUUAAGA
Camelus dromedarius (Arabian camel) is the source of this 4444-nucleotide messenger RNA. It is a transcript of the gene E2F3, whose product is annotated as E2F transcription factor 3. The transcript is spliced from 7 exons. The record is from RefSeq and is a predicted model, not a curated record. Gene Ontology annotation, molecular function: DNA-binding transcription factor activity, RNA polymerase II-specific; protein dimerization activity; RNA polymerase II cis-regulatory region sequence-specific DNA binding. Bases 287 to 1309 code for a protein of 340 amino acids. Lineage: Eukaryota; Metazoa; Chordata; Mammalia; Artiodactyla; Camelidae. Gene Ontology annotation, biological process: regulation of transcription by RNA polymerase II. Gene Ontology annotation, cellular component: RNA polymerase II transcription regulator complex.